This is a messenger RNA of Gossypium arboreum, 985 nucleotides long. RefSeq names its product GRF1-interacting factor 1-like. The transcript is spliced from 5 exons. The coding region runs from base 129 to 764 and encodes 211 amino acids. Gene Ontology annotation, biological process: positive regulation of transcription by RNA polymerase II; cell population proliferation; leaf development. The record is from RefSeq and is a predicted model, not a curated record. Gene Ontology annotation, molecular function: transcription coactivator activity. Lineage: Eukaryota; Viridiplantae; Streptophyta; Magnoliopsida; Malvales; Malvaceae. Gene Ontology annotation, cellular component: nucleus.
AACAUUCAACCUCCAUAAAGCCCUUCUUAAUUCGGAGAGUUACUAUAUGGCGGAGUGGACAAGAUUAGCGGAAGGCAUGUGACACCAAAACAGAGAGACAGAAUUCGUCAUGUCCGAAUAGAAAGAAAAUGCAGCAGCACCUGAUGCAGAUGCAGCCAAUGGUUUCAGCUUAUUAUCCCAACAAUGUCACUACUGAUCAUAUUCAACAGUAUCUGGACGAGAACAAGUCGUUGAUCUUAAAGAUUGUUGAGAGCCAGAAUUCGGGGAAAUGGAGUGAAUGUGCUGAGAACCAAGCAAGGUUGCAACGAAAUCUAAUGUACUUGGCUGCAAUUGCGGAUUCUCAGCCCCAACCCCCUGCUGUGCACCCUCAGUUCCCUUCCAGCGAUAUUAUGCAGCCAGGAUCCGGACACUACAUGCAGCAUCAACAAACCCAACCGAUAACGCCGCAAUCACUUAUGGCCUCACGGUCCUCAAUGUUGUUCGCUCGGCAACCGUUUUCAGCCCUGCAACAACAACAACAACAAGCCUUGCAUGGUCAGGUUGGCAUUAGCUCUGGCGGAAGCACAGGCCUUAGCAUGCGACAAAGCGAAGCUAGCACUGGAGGUGGCAGCGGAGGGUUUCCGGAUUUCGCACAUGGCGGUGGCAGAGCAAUUACAGGUGGAAGCAAGCAAGAUAUUACGAGUGCUGGCGAGUCUGCUGAAGGCCGUGGUGGGAGCUCUGGAGUUCAGUAUGAUGAUGGAGGUCAAGCCCUUUACUUAAAAUGAUGGGAACUAAGAGGUAAGAUUAGUGAAUCCGAGAGUCUGUCGAAACAAAGACGAAACCAGUACAAUAUUUUGCAUGAGGAACUUGUUCCUAAUGCAAAAGAACAACUUAGGACUUGGCCAUGGAGCCUUUCACUGUGUUUUUUUUCUAGUAUGAGACACUGCAACUUAUGGGAAUUUCAAACUUUUUUUAUUUGCAAUAAAUAUAAAAAGUUCAAUUGAAA